CAUGCCUGGUGCAACGACCCUCUUUCACCUGCAGUCGUCUGAAAUAAACAUCAAAACAGCUGCCGCCGUCAACAAGAAUUGCAACGAGAGAAAGGUUAUUUUCGUUUUUUUUUGAAUCAAAUGGCAGGGGACAAGAAGCCAGUGAAGGGCAUCAGGGCCAAUCAGCUAGCUGCAAUGUUGGAAGGCCAGAAAGAGAUGCUGGUCAUUGAUUGUCGUCCUAAUGCUGACUACCACAUCCUACACGUGCUAAACGCCGUCAAUAUCUGUGCCUCAAAGGUCACGCCUGAGAGGGAGUUGCUCACUGAACUCCUGCAGCCAAGCCCAACAAUGAUGACAAAGGACCUAGAAGCAAAGGAGUUGGUGCUAUAUGACCAAGAAACAAAGGAUGCAAAAUGUCCUCCAGCCAGCGACAUCAUCACAAUCCUCCUGCGAAAACUGGAGAAGCAAUUCAACAAUGUAUAUUUUCUUAAAGGGGGAUUUCUGGAGUUUUCCUCGUGUUUUCCCAGCCUGUGUGAAGGGAAGUCAACCAAUUCACUGCCCAGCAGCUUCUCACAGCCGUGUCUCUCCAUGUGUGACAUGGGACCCACUCAGAUCCUCCCCUACUUCUACCUGGGCUCUCAGAAUGAUGUUCUGAAUAAGGAGUUGAUGACUCAGAAUGGGAUAACCCACAUUUUGAAUGUGAGCAGUAACUGCCCAAAGCCCACAUUUAUCCCGGACAGCCAUUUCCUGAGGAUCCCAGUCAACGACAGCUACUGUGAGAGUCUCUUACCUUGGCUGAACAAGUCUGUGGAAUUCAUAGACACAGUGCGGUCAAUGAAGUCUCGGGUUUUGGUUCACUGCUUGGCUGGGAUCUCGCGGUCUGCAGCAAUUGCUAUUGCUUACGUCAUGAGGACAAUGGAUUUCUCUUUGGACGAUGCUUAUAGGUUUGUGAAAGACCGAAGACCCUCAAUAUCGCCGAACUUCAACUUCCUGGGCCAGUUAGUGGAGUAUGAAAAGACCAUCCUUCAGAUCCAGGCUUCGGCCCACACAGCACAAAGCCUCCUUCAUCCUCAGAACAGCCCAACGCAGGAAGAGGCCAACCAGCCGGACACUUGUGAAGACCCCGAUGAAGACGCAGCAAUACUCGCCCCUCAUUUUCCCACCUUGCACAUUCCAGCACAGCGCAUGGACUGUUCGGGUAAAGGUAAAGGAUCUGGCAAUGAUGCGGGUAGCAAUCCCAGAGACUUUGGGAAAGUGGCUCCAGACGUGACAGCCUUUCAGCAAGGGUUCUCCGAGCUCCGCCUCUCGCCAGAGCAGAUAUCCCACACCAGCUGCUUGAAGCGCUCUUUCUCCCUGGACGUGAAGUCUGUCUACUCUUCAGCCCCGCAUGUCGGAUGCUUUCAGGCCGCGCAGCCAGCGGAGACUGGCCCUGUUCCAAAGCUGCUGGGCUUUCAGAGCAAGUUGGUCACCAGCACCUUCAACCCAUUCACCCUCUUGUUCGGCAACGCCAGGAAAGGCCGUGGGAAAGACAGCAACGUGCCUCAUGGAGCCACGCAGGUUUCGAAAGCCCAGGAGAAAUGUAGCUGUCUCGAGAAUCCUUCCCCUGUCAUUGGAGCCGACCAAGGACCAAUGCGUUCACCUUGUGUGACUCGCCAAAAGGACAGUGGUCAGAAUGAUCCCACCACAAGAGUGACACUGAGCUUGCCCGCUGCCAGACAACCAUCAUCGCCACUGCUUGAUUAUAGCAGCUGCCUCAUAACAGUGCAUGGCAAGAGGACACAGUUAUCCCUGUUUGAACACCCUUACAGUGGCCCCACAGAUUGCAAGGCCAUCACACCCGAUCACAUCACGAGGAACGUGGGCCUCUACGCUGACAAUGUGGUGAAAUCCUAAACCUUGUUGUGAAAAUAAACAAACAUGUCCCGUGAUCUGUUUAGAUUGGAUUCGCCCCUUCUAAGAGGAAGGGUAGACAGGCCAAAGAACUACCCUUUGAACUUUUAGCCUGUUCUUCCUCUCUUUGACCACACAUGCCCUCUGCAGUAGGCCUAGAAUCGCUUAAUCAUUACCAUUGCUAAGGCCCCCACGUCAUAUUUCUCAGGCCUUUUACUGAUUUAAGGCCAUUCUUUAAUCUGUUGAGACAUUGUUAGCAACUGAACACAGUCAAAAGGCGAACAUCUCUGCAAAAACAGUGUCCACGGGAAAAUAACGAACAUAUGUUUAAGAGAACUUGAAUGAUUGGACGCACCUUUGUCCCUCAAAUUGAAAUUUGACAAUGGGGAGCAAAAGACUAACUUGGGAUUAAGACCGAAUUUCUUAGAGAAAUAAUUUAAAAGUAAAAUUAUUUUGCUGGUCCUUACUGAUUGAUGUUAAAUUAAGGAUCAUGGUGCGAGGGGUUUAUUAAUUGCGAAGGGUUUGCCGGGGUAUGUGUGGAUGCCAGUAAUCCUGAAGGAGACAUGAUGCUGCUAAGGCCAUGGGAAUGUUCUGUGUUGAAUUGGAGUUGCCAAGAGGGAACAUGAAGAUGGGUAUUCCUCCCUGAGUUUUAUAGGAUUGUGUGUGUGUGUGUGUGUGUGUGUUGUGGAGAGAAAGAGUUGGGAAGAAAACUUUCCUGCUUUGCCCCCUCCAGAUCUAAAUAAAGUGGUUGCGGUCCAUAGUAGGUUAGGUUGCAUAUGUUCUUUGGAGGG
This is a messenger RNA of Hemiscyllium ocellatum (epaulette shark), 2660 nucleotides long. RefSeq names its product dual specificity protein phosphatase 8-like. The record is from RefSeq and is a predicted model, not a curated record. Gene Ontology annotation, molecular function: protein tyrosine/threonine phosphatase activity; MAP kinase tyrosine/serine/threonine phosphatase activity. The transcript has 7 exons. NCBI's taxonomy places the organism in Eukaryota, Metazoa, Chordata, Chondrichthyes, Orectolobiformes, Hemiscylliidae. Gene Ontology annotation, cellular component: cytoplasm. Gene Ontology annotation, biological process: negative regulation of MAPK cascade; protein dephosphorylation. The coding region runs from base 121 to 1872 and encodes 583 amino acids.